GCGGGUCUGGCAGCGGGUAGGGUUGCCUGUGCCAACGCCCUUUAGCGCUGGCUCUCGCUUGAGACGGGAGCGGCUCUUUCUCCUCGCCCCAGCCCCGAGCGGAGCGCACCCGAUCUAGCGGCGCCAGCCGGCUCGGCCUAGCGGAGCGGACCCAGGUUUUGAGGUGCCUUUUCCUCUUGACAGUGUGACAGUCCCAGCCUCUCCUUUUGCCUUGCUGCGCUUUCCCCACUGCCAGCCACCAUGGAGAAGACCGAGAUGAUCCAGAAAGCCAAGCUGGCUGAGCAGGCUGAGCGCUAUGAUGAUAUGGCCACCUGCAUGAAGGCAGUAACCGAACAGGGUGCCGAGUUAUCCAACGAGGAGCGCAACCUGCUCUCGGUGGCCUACAAGAACGUAGUGGGGGGGCGGCGCUCUGCCUGGAGGGUCAUCUCUAGCAUUGAGCAGAAAACAGACACCAACGACAAGAAGAUGCAGCUUGUCAAGGACUAUCGGGAGAAGGUGGAGUCUGAGCUCAGGUCCAUCUGCACCACUGUGCUGGAGCUGCUGGACAAAUUUUUAAUAGCUAAUGCAACUAAUCCAGAGAGCAAGGUAUUCUACCUGAAGAUGAAGGGAGACUACUUCCGAUACCUUGCUGAAGUUGCAUGUGGAGAUGACAGAAAACAAACAAUAGAAAAUUCACAAGCAGCUUAUCAGGAGGCAUUUGACAUCAGCAAGAAAGAGAUGCAACCUACACAUCCAAUUCGUUUGGGCCUAGCUCUUAACUUUUCUGUAUUUUACUAUGAGAUCCUCAACAACCCUGAGCUUGCCUGCACGCUGGCUAAGACAGCUUUUGAUGAGGCUAUCGCAGAACUUGAUACGCUGAAUGAAGACUCAUACAAAGACAGUACUCUCAUCAUGCAGUUGCUUAGAGACAACCUAACAUUAUGGACAUCAGACAAUGCAGGAGAAGAAUGUGAUGCUGCAGAAGGUGCAGAAAACUAAACUGCACAUGGGGUGUGUCAUUCUCUUUCCUUCUCAAGAAACCUUUUUACACGUCUCCAUUCCUUAUAGCUCCACUUGGAUUUCCUAUAGCAAAGAGAACCCAUCCAUGUGUAUGGAAAUCAGUUUAUAGUCUUUUCACACUGCAGCUUUGGGAAAACUCCAUUCCUUGAUUUGUGUUUGUCCUGGCCUUCCCUGUGUGCAGUUACUGCUGUAGAAAAGUAUUAAUAGCUUCAUUUCAUAUAAACAUAAGUAAUUUCCAAACACUUAUGUAGCGGACUAAAGUGUACCUGGUAUUUAAAAACAAAAAUCUGAACCAGUUCCUGCAAGUUGACUGUGUUUUGUAUUCAGUAAAGAUAUUAAAAUGUAGUUAAUUGCAACUAAAGAGUGUUCAACAUAGCUUUCUAAUUCUCCACAUUCCCUCUUAUUCUGCAGGGUUUCCUUUCAGUAACUUACUUUCUCAUGCAACUGUGUAUUCUUUUCAUGAAGGUUAUGGAAGUAUUGGGCCAGAUGGAAAGUUUGGCAUUUUUAGAUUGAGAAUUACAAAUUGAGUUGCCUUCUGUGUAAUAUGCUGCAGGGGCUACAGUAUGUCUGCGUGAAAAUGAGGGUGUCAGUCUUCAGUUGCUGCUGUUUAUAAGUUGAUAUCCCUUCCCAAUAAAAGUCACUUACACUCCUGCCUUUGUAGUUCUGGUAUUCACUUUACUAUGUACUAGAAACAGCAUGGAACUGCUGGAAUACAGACAGUGCUUUUUGGCAGACUAAAGUGCAUGUCAUUUCUUAAUACACUGGAAUGGGAAAACCAAUUCAAGUUCACAUGUUCAAGUAUAACAUUUAGUACUUUUCCAUGCAGAUUUGUGCACAUGUGAGAAGGUGUCAAGUUUGUCCAGUGAUUGUUAUUUAGAGAGUUGGACCACUAUUGUGUGUUGCUAAUCAUUGAUUGUAGUCCCAAAAAAGCCUUGUGAAAAUGUUAUGCCCUAUGUAACAGCAAAGUAACAUUAAAUAAAAUUACAUUUUAUAAACCA
Molecule: messenger RNA, 1997 nt
Organism: Mauremys mutica (yellowpond turtle)
Lineage: Eukaryota; Metazoa; Chordata; Testudines; Geoemydidae
Gene: YWHAQ
Product: tyrosine 3-monooxygenase/tryptophan 5-monooxygenase activation protein theta
Exons: 6
Coding region: 241-978 (245 amino acids)
Biological process (GO): signal transduction
Cellular component (GO): cytoplasm
Source: RefSeq, a predicted model, not a curated record